AUGGCGACAGAUAUCUCUAAAGUACCAGAGGAGCUACUUUCUGUGCCCAGCACGGAGUCUCUGAGUACUUCACUUGUCGAUCUUUCUCUAGAUAACGAGAGCAAAUCGCCGGCUCUCUCUGAGACGCCUCUUGAUCGCGCGAAAUCAGCUGGUCUUCAUUCCAAGCCAGGCUCGCCUGUAGGGCAGUCUUCGAACUCGCCAAUUCCGAAACGACGGCUUCUUAAUAUUGGUAUAGUGCCCGUGAGUUCUCCCAAGCCAGACUCUACGCCGUCGCGAACCAAUGCCCCGCACAUCGGCCUCUACUCUCCCGUUCUCUCGCCUCCUAAAGAAAGGACUGCGUCUGGAGGUAGUGGAGACACAUCUGCCAGUGAAAGUGCUGCUCCUGCAAGCUCCACGAGCUCUGCGGGCUCUGCUAUAGCCGCGGCCCGAGAGCAGGACAGUAUGCUCAGCAAAUACUUGAGUGAGCUUGCGUCAAAAGAAUCACGAGUCAGUAGUCUCAAGCAACGCGUGUCAGAGCUCAGGCUUGCUAUACAGGAGGCUGAGCGGGAGGUUAGAACUGCUGAGUCCGACCUCAAGAGGUUCAAGGCCAGCGGUAACUCGUUGAUGGAGCACCUAAACACAACUUCUCCCAAUCUACGUCAACAGUCGAUCGCUGAGCUCUCAGAUGCGGCCGUGGCGCGGAAAUUGAGUAGGUCCCCGUCUCCCCAACGUAGAGGCUCUGCUGUGCCCAGACGCGAGAACGAAAUGCUGGUCAUGGGUAAAAGGGUAGUCGAUGAAAUCAACCAUCAGUUCUGGUCGUUUGUGGAAGACGUCAAGACGGCCACGAUCGGGCCGGAGGAUUUCUAUGACGAGGCCGAAAGCCCGAGACCAGCUCAGGACCGAGGGCGCCAACAGACGCCACGGCUCAAACCCAAACAAAGCUUCAGCAACAUGGUAGAGUCGAUUCGCAAGCUGAGCCCCGAACGACGGCCUCAGCGUAAUGACAGCAACCUGAACAGCCGUUCAGGGUCGCGACCAGAUAGGUCAUAA
Messenger RNA from Wickerhamiella sorbophila, 1029 nucleotides. RefSeq lists its product as hypothetical. The coding region runs from base 1 to 1029 and encodes 342 amino acids. NCBI's taxonomy places the organism in Eukaryota, Fungi, Ascomycota, Dipodascomycetes, Dipodascales, Trichomonascaceae. The record is from RefSeq and is a predicted model, not a curated record. The transcript has a single exon.